This is a messenger RNA of Pseudogymnoascus verrucosus, 978 nucleotides long. RefSeq lists its product as uncharacterized. Gene Ontology annotation, biological process: transcription by RNA polymerase III. The record is from RefSeq and is a predicted model, not a curated record. Lineage: Eukaryota; Fungi; Ascomycota; Leotiomycetes; Thelebolales; Thelebolaceae. The coding region runs from base 241 to 978 and encodes 245 amino acids. The transcript is spliced from 3 exons. Gene Ontology annotation, cellular component: RNA polymerase III complex.
CGACCUCAUUCUUUCGCGACGUAAUCGAGCUGUUGUAUAUCUCGAUCGUUCAAUGCAGCUCUUCGCAGUCGCUAUAUCACUCUUUAAAUAAUAUACUACAGCUGGUGUGCAAUCAGACGCAUUUGAAUACCCCCAGCUGGCACGGCCACGGAUCUACGACUCAUCCCAGCCAGACCAGUCAGAAUAACCACCUCGACUGAUUGAAAACUUCACUCACCCAGCGCCCCGCCAACCACCAAAAUGUCGCGCGGCGGCCGAGGCGGCGGCCGAGGAGGCAUGCUCAAAGGCGUCUCCUGGGAAUACGAUCCCACGCAAACCCUCGACUCCGCUCCCACCGAGCUCUUUCCUGACUACACAAUCCCAUUCGCCUCCCCCGCCACCCCCACCGAGCAGCGUGCAGUGCGCCUCUACAAAGACCUGCGCGAGCAGAUCCACCAUGGUCCUCUAUACACGAAGGCGCCGCCGAGAGACCCGAAUACGGCGCCCAAGGUGUUCGGCGAGGAGCAGGAGAACGAGCUUUUUGAGAUGCGAGGACGCACAGACACAGAUCCGUUUGUGGGUGUGCCGACGUAUACGAUGAAGUAUGACAGGAAAGAGAGGGCAAUUCCGAUGUUGUCGGGGAGGCCGUUUAUUAAAGCUUUCUUCCCCGCAGAACUCCACGCCACGCUCGAAGGCUCGGAUGGCCUAGCGGCGCGAGGCACCAUUUCGCGCCGCAAGAAGCUGAUCCUGGCGCGCGAACCGGGGCUUGCGGGCGCGACGGAGGAGGAGAGGAAACGUGCGUUGCUGGCGAAGCUGGAUGGGGCGGCGGAGGAGGAGGGGGAGGAGGAGGAGGGUGAGGAGGAGGGCGAAGAGGAGGAUUACAAUUAUGAGGAUGAUGAGGAGGAGAUGGGUGGCGAUUAUGAUGCGGAGCAGUAUUUCGAUGAUGGCGGAGAAGGGGGAGAUGAUGAUGAAGGAGGAGGGGGUGGGGAUGAUUAUUAG